CAGCACGAUUCGCACAUUCGUACCCUCGUUGAAUCAGAAGCAUUUCAGGCAGGAAUCAACCCAGAAAGUGGCCAUCGCCAAAACCAACAAUGAAGUCACAAAUCCUCAUUAGUUUCGUCCUCACCGCCCUCUUCGGCAUCUCUACCGCUUUCGCCGUUCCCAACUGGCUGCGAGUCCCGCGAAGCGUCACCGCGCUCUCCGACUCAGCCGACGGCACUCCGACUACGAUCAGCCACCCAACAACAGUUCCAGUCCAUCCCCACGCUGUCACCUUCACGUCGCCGGCAGAAGGGACUUCCUCCGAUACCAAAAAAUCACCCAAAGUACCAACAACCAAGGACAACGGGAUCAGCAGUUGGGGCGGAUUCACUCGUAGGAAUGACGAAAGUAGCAACACCAACACGGACACAAGGGGAAGCGAAAAGCCCGAGAGCAAUGACGACGGGAGACACCAAGCCAUUUACCGACGAGGCGUGGCUGGCAACCCUGGGGCAAUCAUCGGAAUUGUUCUCGGCUGUCUUGCUUUUGUAGGGAUCAUGGUUUGGUUUGGCGUCUGUUAUCACAACGGAACGGUUGUUGAUUAGACAGGACCGGAGCAGAGUGCGUUCAUCUGUUUCCAUUGCCAAGGUAAGGGUGUAAGAGGCGAU
Neurospora hispaniola is the source of this 647-nucleotide messenger RNA. RefSeq lists its product as uncharacterized. Bases 90 to 584 code for a protein of 164 amino acids. Lineage: Eukaryota; Fungi; Ascomycota; Sordariomycetes; Sordariales; Sordariaceae. The record is from RefSeq and is a predicted model, not a curated record. The transcript has a single exon.